Charadrius vociferus (killdeer) is the source of this 2184-nucleotide messenger RNA. It is a transcript of the gene TICAM1, whose product is annotated as toll-like receptor adaptor molecule 1. The record is from RefSeq and is a predicted model, not a curated record. Gene Ontology annotation, biological process: positive regulation of natural killer cell activation; positive regulation of canonical NF-kappaB signal transduction; positive regulation of cytokine production involved in inflammatory response. The transcript has a single exon. Gene Ontology annotation, molecular function: protein kinase binding. NCBI's taxonomy places the organism in Eukaryota, Metazoa, Chordata, Aves, Charadriiformes, Charadriidae. Bases 1 to 2184 code for a protein of 727 amino acids.
AUGGCACAGAACGCCAAGCUCCAGCCAAGCUUUGAGGACGUUUUUAAUAUUCUAUCCCAGAUCCCACAAGACAGACUCCUCAGCCUCAAACAUAAACUGAAGCACUUGGUAUUUGGGCCCAGCAGCAAAUUACUGCAAGCCAUGAUCCUGCUUACCCUGGGGCGAGAAGGGGACGCAAGAAUCUGUCUGGAUGCCUUGGGAGAUAACCGGGCAGCCCAGUACAUCCACCAGACCAAACUGGGCGCUGCAGGAGCGCAGGAAGACAGGGGGGAUUUGCAGCCUCCCCAGCUGGAUGCGGGUGCCAUGGCGCUUCUGGCACAGAUCUACUCCCUGUUGGCGAAGGAAAAACCGUGCAGUCAUGAGGCCACGGACAAAGCCUGCCGGGCUGCCACCAAAGCCCGCAACGCCAGCAAGGAAACUCAGGGGGCCACACUCAACAGCAUCCCACCCCAGGACCAGGAAAACCACAGCUCUGCUGCCAACACGGGCCCAGGCAACAAAUUUCAGACGCUGAGAUCUGAUGCGGGCGCUGGAUUUCUCCAGGUGCCCAGCCCAAACUACGUGGUGAGAAGUUCCCCCGUGCAGAUUGGAGGCAACUCGGACCUUUCAGGCCCACAGACCCUGCGCUCCACGGGCACCCCCUCUUUCCCCAGUCGCUUUGAGAUCAGCGCGUCGCCAACGGUUGUUUUUCGCACCCAGCCGUCUUCCCACCAGGGUGUCCCCCAGCCCAGCGGGCUGAGCGAAGGGAGUGCCAGCGGUGCUGGACAGCCCGAUGGAGACGGACAGAGCCACGGCCCCCAGGAAACAAGCUGGGCCAGCAGAACCAAUUCCCAUCCCUGGCAGGACACAGGUGCCCAAGUCUCCCAGCUGGAGAAGGUUCUGCCGCUCAGUUCACGUCAUCCAACUCUCCCUAUUCCCGAAACGCAGCCGCCCACACUGGGUGCUCUGAACCAACCUGUCCAAAGUAGUGAUGUUUCCAGCACAGUGGCAGCAGAACCUCAUGCACCAGAAGAAAGCACAGCCAAAAAGCAAGACGAAAAGCACUUAUCUACAGGUCUUCCUGACUCAAGAGCUACAGGGGAUACUGGUUCUGCCCAUAAGUCCACGGAGGACUCCUGUGUUCCAGAAGGCACUUCUAACUCUGCAUCUGCUUCCAUUUCAGCCUGUCCCCUUCCUCCUCCUAGCUGUUCCUUCUCCUCAACCCUUCCCCCUCAUUUUCUGGGAGCUGCUUCCAACUUAUCUUAUGCCCCUCCCCUCCCCUCAUCCCCCUCUCCAGCCUGGCUGCCUCCUCUCCAAAGUGUAGAAGCAGUGCCCACAUCAGAGUUAGAUGGUAGAGAGCUAAAGUUCUUCACCUUUGUUGUCCUGCACGCUAGUGAAGAUGAGAUUGUUGCCCAUCGGGUCAAGAACCUGCUGGAGAACAUGGGGGUUCCCAACGGUGCCACCCUCUGUGAGGACUUCUUCAUUGCUGGACGCAGCCACCUCACUUGCUUCCAGGAUGCUAUGGAGAACUCUGCUUUCAUCAUCCUUCUGCUGACCAAGAACUUCCCAGGAAACCUGUGUAUGUUUCAGACAAACACUGCCCUGAUGGAGUCCAUCCUGAAACCAUCCAAGCGUGACUCAGUCAUCCCUUUUGUACCCAAGGAGAACCCCCUGGAGCGGAGUCAGAUUCCCAGCACGCUCUGUGGGCUCAUGCCCUUGGAUGAGAACUCUCCUGGCUUCUCCAGGACAGUGCAGAACACCUUUACCACCAGCAGGAUCAAUGAGAGGAAAGCCACGUGGGACAUGAUGCAGAGAAAGAAGCUACAGCAGUAUCAGGAACGGUAUCAAACACUGCACAACUUGGCUGCUCUGAACCUUGGCUCCCUUCCCCAGGCGCCUCCAUCAGCACCACGGCCGCAGCUGCUGGAGCAAUCACCCCCACAGCGGUGUCCCCCCGCUUCGGCUGUCCCUCCUGCUGCAAACCCUCCCCCCCCCGCCGGUCACCCCAUGCCUACUCAGAUGGGUCCCCUUCCUUUCCAACCACUUCAUCUCCCAUCAGGCCACUACAACGUGAUGCCAGGUCCACAAGGGAUCCCGCACCUCAUCAUUCAACAUGCUCGAAUGGUUCAGAUUGGGAACCACAACACGAUGCAGGUAGAAACUGCCACACCAGGUCCACAGGACAGCAAGGAAGAAACCAGGUAG